This is a messenger RNA of Coccomyxa subellipsoidea C-169, 1479 nucleotides long. Its product is annotated as glycoside hydrolase. Gene Ontology annotation, molecular function: mannosyl-oligosaccharide 1,2-alpha-mannosidase activity; calcium ion binding. The record is from RefSeq and is a predicted model, not a curated record. NCBI's taxonomy places the organism in Eukaryota, Viridiplantae, Chlorophyta, Trebouxiophyceae, Coccomyxaceae. The coding region runs from base 1 to 1479 and encodes 492 amino acids. The transcript has 10 exons. Gene Ontology annotation, cellular component: endoplasmic reticulum; membrane. Gene Ontology annotation, biological process: endoplasmic reticulum mannose trimming; carbohydrate metabolic process; mannose trimming involved in glycoprotein ERAD pathway.
AUGCGCUUGUGUCUGCGCAGGGAUGAAGCCCGGGAGAUGUUCUUCUUCGGCUUUGACAACUACCUCAAGCAUGGCCUCCCAAAGGAUGAGGUGCGGCCAAUCAGCUGCCGGGGGCAUGACUCACAGGGGGGCAUUGCCAUAACCCUCAUUGAUUCCCUCGACACCCUGCUGCUGAUGGGUGGGGAGAGGCAGCUAGUGGAGGCGGUCAGGUGGCUGGAGCAGAACAUCAGCUUUGACCUGGACAAGCGGGUGCAUGUUUUUGAGCUCACCAUCAGAGCGCUAGGCGGCCUGCUGUCAACGCAUGUGCUGCUGACGCGCAAUGCAGCAAUCAUGCCAGAGUACAGCGGUGGCCUGCUUAGGCUGGCCACAGACUUAGGGGACCGCCUGCUGCCGGCAUUCGAGACCCCCUCAGGGAUCCCCCUGUCCUGGGUCAAUCUCAGAAAGGGCGUGCCUGCCGGGGAGACGCGCGUCACAUGCACGGCAUGUGCCGGCACGCUGCUGCUGGAGCUCGGCCUUCUAUCACGCCUGACUGGGAAUCCUGUCUACGAGCACAAGGCGCUGCAUGCCGCCCGGCAGGUGUAUGGCAUCCGCAGCACGGCGACUGGCCUGGUGGGCAACACACUGAACGCGGACAGCCUCAACUGGGAGCGACUCGAUGCCAGCAUCGGCGCGGGCGUGGACUCCUUCUAUGAGUACCUGCUCAAGGCGUACCUCCAGUUUGGAGACGAGGAGUAUUUGAACAUGUUUUCGAAUCUGUAUGCGGCAGCUAUGCGGCACCUGCGCCCGGCCGAUGCCGGCUGGGCCGCGCGCGGCUGGCUGGGGGAGGUGCAUCUGCACAGCGGCGUUGUCAUGCAGCCCUGGAUCUCGUCCCUGUCAGCUUUCUGGCCGGGGCUGCAGGCGCUCAUUGGCCAGACAGACGAUGCUGCGCUGCUGCAUGGCAAUUGGACGGCUGCAUGGAAGACCUUUGGCUGGCUGCCAGAGCUCUUUGACGCCGGUGUCACACAGCGGCACCCGCUGCAGAGGGGCUACCCGCUGCGGCCGGAGCUGAUAGAGAGCACAUACCUACUGCACGCGGCCACGGGGGACGGCGCAUACCUUGAAGCCGGCCGCUUGUUCCAGUCGACCCUGGCCGAGCACAACCGGCAAAAGUGUGGCUUUGCCUCUGUAGCUGACGUGGCCACGGGCGCCUUGGAGGACACGAUGGAGAGCUUCUUUCUGUCGGAGACCACCAAAUACCUCUAUCUCCUGAACUCUAACGCCACAGCGCUGCCGGACCACUACAUCUUCUCGACCGAGGGCCACCUGCUGCCUGUGCUGGCCUCCCCUGGAGAUUCAGGAGAUGUUGGGGGUGAAUGUAGGCUCCCCAAGACCUCUGAGGGGCGGCAGGGGGAGCGAGCUAUAGCAGGGGGUGUGGAAGGCGAUGCGGAGGGGAAUGAAGGCGUUGGAGGGGGCAGAACGCUGAUAGGUGAUCCCUGGUAG